CAGCCGGUGAACGGGCAGGAAGCAGCCGGUGAACGGGCAGGAAGCAGCCGGUGAACGGGCUGGAAGUAGCCGGAGAACAACAUGUAUUCAUCCAGGAGCAGGAAGCCAGUUCUCUACUUUAAAGAGGAAAGAAGGUUCCUGUCGGGGAGGUGUACGGUCUACAAGCUGUUUGGACUCUGCAUGGUCCUGGUUCUGGUCUCCCUGCUGUGGCUGCAGCUCAGCUGUUCAGGUGACGUGUCCUCGGCGACGCCCGACGAGAGGCGUGUCCUCCAGCCGGCGCCGCCCUGCGCGGCCGACGGUCCRGCGCCUGCGUUGGACCAGCCCUCCUGGGGUCCUCACAAACUGGCCCUGCUGGUCCCCUUCAGGGAGCGCUUCGACGAGCUGCUGCUCUUUGUUCCCUUCAUGCACAACUUCCUGAACACCAAGAAGAUCCGCCACAAGAUCCUGGUCAUCAACCAGGUGGAUCACUACAGGUUCAACCGAGCGUCUCUCAUCAACGUGGGCUACCUGGAGAGCGGGAACGACACGGAUUACCUGGCCAUGCACGACGUGGACCUGCUGCCCCUCAACCAGGACCUGGACUACGGGUUCCCCGAGGACGGACCCUUCCACGUGGCCUCUCCGGACCUGCACCCGCUGUACCACUACAAGACCUACGUGGGAGGAAUCCUGCUGCUCACCAAGAAGCACUAUCACAUGGAGCAGUUCAAAGUGGACCCUGACGGGGGUCUGACCAACCUCCAGUACCAGGUGGAGUCCCGGCAGGACCUGACCAUCAGCGGCGCUCCGUGCACCAUCAUCAACACCAAACUGCAGUGUGACCAGAGCCAGACGCCCUGGUGUCUGCUGGGGUAGAGGGGGCGGGGCUUCUGGGAGGACCGCCCAGCACCGAAGGACAAACCAACCAUGUGACUSUUUCAGGUACAGGAGUGACGGUUCUGAUCCGAGGAGCUGAACCGGGUCAGAGUGGCGAGGAGCUGCUCCGUCAGGAAGUUUUAUUGUUUUUCUUUUACGAACGGUCUGAGCUCAGCAUCCGGACGGACCGGUCUUUCCUUUGGAUCAUGUUGGACAUGAAGCGGACCAUCAGAACCAGCUCUGACUGGUUUUACUGCUGGUGGUCCGUGAGGAGUCAGGGUUUGGACCUCCGCUCUCGGACAGAACAUGUUUUUAUUCUUCYUGUCAGUGUUAAAGUAUCUUUUACAGCUGAGUUUGUAAUAAUUUAAAGAAAAACUGCAGAAUAAAGAGUUCAGCUUCAGCA
Austrofundulus limnaeus is the source of this 1258-nucleotide messenger RNA. It is a transcript of the gene b4galt7, whose product is annotated as xylosylprotein beta 1,4-galactosyltransferase, polypeptide 7 (galactosyltransferase I). NCBI's taxonomy places the organism in Eukaryota, Metazoa, Chordata, Actinopteri, Cyprinodontiformes, Rivulidae. Gene Ontology annotation, molecular function: xylosylprotein 4-beta-galactosyltransferase activity. The record is from RefSeq and is a predicted model, not a curated record. Gene Ontology annotation, biological process: carbohydrate metabolic process; proteoglycan biosynthetic process. Gene Ontology annotation, cellular component: Golgi apparatus.